UCACUUGCUACGGAAGUGAAACGUCGCUGUGCACAUGCUAGUUGAUUCUGGUGCUUACAGAAGGAGCACCACGGAUCUUCUCCUGCCCUGCAGCUUUGGGUUGUGAUCUGGGCUUGCUGAGCCUGCCUGUCCGCUGACACAGACAGUGGACGCUGGUAAAAUGAGGACCCCUGUGCACACCUGACUCGAGCCCGGGUGCAGGAUGAUGCUGCGGCUCCGGUACGCGGGGCCCUGCCUCCGGAGGCUGGUGCACGGGAGCUCUGUGCACAGAGACCGGGUCCUGCAGCAGCUACAGGGCUGCUCUGCUGAAGAUCAAGUGUUUGAUGUGGUGGGGAAGUACAAAGCCAAGCUCACUGUCGACCACGUGAGCUACGCCGUGGGGAUGCUGUGGCAGUUUCAGAAGGAGAGACCUGAGGUGCUCAGGACUGUGGACCUGGUCAGGGGUCACCCCCAGUUUCUGACUCUCCAGGUUUUGGCAGAGAACAAAAUCACUCUGAUGGAUGAUUAUGCGUUGAUCGACAUGCUUUAUGCUUUCCUCAGGAUGAAAGUUGAGCAUCACGACUCUCUGGUGCAGCAGUUGGUGUCAGAAGCUUGGCUUAGAAUAGAUCGACUUCCAAUGUCAUCUUUGUCCAAAUUUGCUGUCUGUUUGAAUGACCAGCAACUCCAUCACAGUCCUGUGAUGGGUCACAUUACCAGCAUUUUGGAUCAGAGGUUAUCAUCUGUAAAUGAUGCCAGGAUCCUGACUGCUCUGAUGAUCAGCGUGUCGUCCCUGGUGUCUCCCCGGCUCCGGGAUGCUCUCAUCAGCAGGGCGGACGACCUCCUGCACACUGUAGAUCCCUCGAAUUAUAACACGCCACGGAGAAUGGUGCAGUUUCUGCGCAACAUCAAGUUCAUGCACCGGCCUCUGCUGGAGAAGUGCAACGAGAUCUUCCUGCGUAACAUUCCCAGGCUGGAUGCCGAGAAUAUCAGCAUCAUUUUGGGUCUGUAUCAGUCCCUUCAGUUCAACAACUGUGACUUCAGACUGGCCGCCAGACAAAAGCUGACCGAGCUGAUUGACACGAGCACUGAUCCCUUCUCCUUCUCCAAACUCUUUGUUGCUCUGGCUCCCAUUGCCAGCGUGGAGAUCAGAGAAAGGUUGGAGAACACAGCUCUCCUGCUGGCGGACGAGUUCAACGCUCAGCAGGUUCUGGCUGUAGCUGAAGCAUUGGAGGAGAUUCAGAGUAGAAACCUCAGCCUGUUGCACAAAAUUGCAUCAGUAGUCAAAAAGAGCCUUCACACCUACAAGUCGGUGGAGGUGGCCAGAAUCACCCAGGCCCUUUUUCUGUUGCAGUACCAGAACCCGGAACUCUUCGCGACACUGAGAAACAUUUUGAUCAACUUUUUGCAGCACAGCUUUUACCCCUACGAGGUGACCAUGCUGACCCGGGUGCUGUCCACGCUGCCCAGCCCGCGGCUGGACGAGAGCGUGGUCUCUCGCAUAGACGCCAUCGUCACGCAGUGCAACCUCGGUGAGCUCAACACCAUCUCUUUCGCCGUCGCCAAGUGGAUCCGAAACGAUCCGUCCUACCGCCACAGCACCCACAGCAAGUACGUCCGGCUGCUGCAGACGCUGAGCCGCUGCGGCCACGAGCGGCUGCGGACGGCCGACCAGCUGGAGCUGGUGCUGGAGGAGCUCCGCCACGUCUCCGGGGAGUGGUUCGAGGAGAUGCUGCUGGAGGAGGCCAUGGCCACGCUGAGGAGGAUGACCCCUCAAGUGGACUGGACCAACGUGGCAGACUUGGCCUUCUUCCUCACCAGAACAAAUUACCUCUGCCCCCCUCUGAUGGACAGAAUCGCCAGUGUGGCCGUUGAACAAAUCCACCAGAUCCACCACUCGGCAACGUAUCCCACCAUGCUGCCCUUCUCUGUGCUGAACUAUGACCCUGUGAAGGCCGACGAGCUGUAUGACGCCUGCAUAAAGCGCUUCACUCCACACAUCGACUCAUUUGACCCCCAUCUGCUCGUCCUGAUGGCCUACUCCCUGGCAGUCGCUGACCGUUUUCCCGAAGAACUCAUCAGAGAAAUCUUCAGCAUCGGCUUUUUGGGAAAGCUGGACUCCCAGCUGGAAACCCUGGCCAACGCCCUCAAUAUGCGAACACGGCUCCGUCUCAUGGAGCUGAAUCGCGCCGUGUGUCUGGAGUGUCCAGAGUUCCAGGUGCCUUGGUUUCAUGAGCGCUACUGCCAGCAGCAGCACCGGAAAGGGAAUGGCAGCAUCAGUCCUGUACAACAGCAAAUCCACAAAAUGCUUGGCGAAGUUCUCGGUGGCAUCAACUUUGUCCAAGUAGCAGUUGUCACUCCUUAUUUUUACGCCGUAGACUUUGAGUGCAAGCUGGACAAACACGGGCGGCCUUUGCCUUACACAGAGCCCAGCUCGCUGCAGAUCUCAGACGGAGGAGCGGUUCUCCGGGACUCCAGCUCCCUGGAGAACAGCAGGAACGAGCUGCCUCCCGGAGCUCAGCGUGUCGCUUUGGACUUCCUUGAUUCAAAGUUCUUCUGCAAAAACUCCCACCACAUGAAAGGUGAAGCUUUGAUGAGAAAGAGGCACCUGGAAAUUCUCGGAUACCGCGUCGUUCAGAUCCCUCACUUUGAAUGGAACUCAAUGGAGCUAUCAACACAUGAAAACUGGAAGAAGUAUCUGAAGAAGAAAAUCCUGGGAUAGCAUUCUUCCCGAUGGCCUUAUUUAUAAAAGAGUGAGAGAAGAGUUACAUUAAAGACUGAGAGCUUUUUGUGGGCUUCAGAAAGCUUUGGGGAAGGUGACUGAAUAUAAAGUGUUUUAAAAACGUACAAUGAACACACAGUGCUCUUUAUCGGUCUAAAGUUGCCAUAAAUCUACCUCGAUCAUGUUGAGUGAGAUGAUUGUUUUCUAUUAAAUAACAUUUAGAAAUUUAAAUAAAAUGCUUGUAUAUUCUGUUUUCCACCCCACCAUGAAAGGGAAAUCUCAGAUUCUGAGAAAAGAG
Menidia menidia (Atlantic silverside) is the source of this 2996-nucleotide messenger RNA. The record is from the annotation of a GenBank genome assembly. Lineage: Eukaryota; Metazoa; Chordata; Actinopteri; Atheriniformes; Atherinopsidae.